Molecule: messenger RNA, 4361 nt
Organism: Haliotis rubra (blacklip abalone)
Lineage: Eukaryota; Metazoa; Mollusca; Gastropoda; Lepetellida; Haliotidae
Product: TBC domain-containing protein kinase-like protein
Biological process (GO): protein phosphorylation; activation of GTPase activity
Molecular function (GO): GTPase activator activity; protein kinase activity; ATP binding
Source: RefSeq, a predicted model, not a curated record
GCAUUCAGGGGAGAUAACUUAGUUCCGGGAAAGGGGUGUGAAAUUUUGUGUCUGCGUUGAAAUGUGUGCAUUUGAGCACAUUUACUCUUGUUAUGCCAGGAGCAACAAGCAUUUCAUAACAUAAUACAACCAUGAGUAGGUUAGGGAAAGCAGAAUAUGGAGUUUCAACAUUCUUUGCGGCAAGUUAUCCCAAUGACAAAUGUGGUGCCAAUGGUCUGCCGCUCACACCAAACUCCAUAAAAGUCCUGGGACGCUACCAGUACCUGAAAACAUUUGAGCAUCCUGCUGUUUGCAAGUAUCUGGAUAUAGUUAAAACCAAAAAUGAGAGACUGAUUGUGGUAUCAGAACACUACACAGAAAAUUUAUCCAAAGUCUACCAAACUGGGAAAUUUUCCAGUGAAACCACCCUCUUGCCACUAAUAUUUGAAAUUCUACAAGGGUUGGAGUAUCUGAGGUCGGGAGUGACACAUCAUAACCUCUCUCUACACAACAUCCUUUUUACAUCUGAAGGGAAGGUGAAGCUGUCUGAAUAUGGAAUGUACUAUAUGACAGAUGCUGGUAGCUCAGUGUCAUUCCCCAUCGGUCACCCAAAGUACAUGGCCCCUGAGGUACUGUGUGGAGGCCCCACAGAACUGGACGACACAUAUGAGACAAAUGUCCAGCCUGUACCCUGCUUCAAGGUUGACACAUGGUCACUAGGUAUCAUCGUCAUGGAAGCCUUCACGGGAAAAGAGUUAUGGGAAAACUUACCACUGGAACACAUUUUUGAGAAGGUGAUGAAGCUUCUAGAUUCUGACAUGGAUCCUCUGGAUGUGAUAUCACAAGACCAGGGCAUCGAGAAACAGCUUCAUGAACUUUCCAAAGAUGGUUUAGACUUUCUUCGCCUAUGUUUGACUCGGUUGCCAUCUAAACGACCAACUCCAGCAACCGUCCCGGGCGACCUGGUUCAACAAAUUAAGAAGUUGAUGGAAGACCGCUACGGACUGGAGAAGAAACAACCAGCCCAGGACCUGAGCCUUCGCGAAGGACUCCAGUUACAGACUCCAAGUCAUCUUCGUCUAGAAGGUCAUCGAGGGAUUCCCCAAGAGCUUCGCGAGGCUAUCGUCGUUCACCACAACGUAGAUCUCCGCAAAGGUUACCUUACAGACGCAGCUCGUCAGGGCGUUCUCCACGUCGAUCUCCUCGCCGUUCUCCACGUCGAUCGCCUCGCCGUUCACCUCGUUGAUCGCCUCAUACGCGAAAGUCUCCAGUCAGAGAUACGCUACUGGAUGGCCAACAACCUGGACCUGGCUUCGCCGUCUAAAGACAACAACCUGGCUCACACCUAUCUCAUGAGGGAGGACGACACAGACACGAUCACCCUACCUCCGAUUGACCCUAUAGCAACGGUUCCACAGAACUUGGAUACAGCUUUCCAAACAGCCACUAAAGCUCAGCGUCAUCAAGCAGACAUCACAGAGAUACUCCUCGAAGAUCGAAGUUCACUGGUUUACAGAGAGCACGGGACAGGAAGAUGGCCAGAUCCAGAGGUGGAAAGGACUCUUUUCGCCGCCCAUUUGGCAACUACAGGGGAGGAUCUGGAAGAGGCAGGGCACCCAGAGGCUCCCACAACUAUCGACGAUGAAAGACGGAUCCCGUACAAGAAUGGAUACCCUCUCUUCUCUGCCCACCUGCGAUGUGCCGACCUUGAGUUGCCAGUUCUCAAUGAAGAUGCCAACAUCAAUGAUCUAUGUGAAGACCAUUUGUCGGAAAGAAGCAUGGAAGAAGUUUAUUACUUGUGGAGACUCGCUGGUGGUGACCUGGAGACGGCGCUGCGGAAAGCUGGCCUCAUUAAGACCAACCCUCCCAUAACACUACUGCCAAGCUACGUGAGUCCCGAAGCGGAAGUGUACGGCAAGCCGAGGGACGAUGCAGAACUCCUGGAAAAUACUGUUGUCAUCUUGUCACAGGAACAGCUCCGAAAUAGACUGAAGGACAUUGAGGAGACAGCAUAUUACCCUCUGCUGGAAGAUGAGUCCAGCACAACAUCUGCUGGGUUGCCAACGUCUCCGAGCAGCGGCGACCUGACCGACACCGCCAGCCUCCCCCUUGUCAUCCGUGAGAAGGAUGUAGAGUACCAGUUCCAUCGCAUCAUCCUGUACGAGAGGCUGCUAAAAGCGUACCCAUACAAGCGACCACACAUCUGGCAGGAGGCACGGGUAGACAUUCCUCCUCUAGUCCGUGCUCACGUCUGGGCUGCUCUCCUGGAGGUGGAGGGUGACAUCGAGGCUCUAUAUGACUCCAUCGACAAAGAAACCCCAACAGCCACAGACAGACAGAUCGAGGUUGACAUUCCUCGCUGUCACCAGUACCAUGAACUCCUGUCCUCACCAGCAGCUCACACCAAGUUCCGCCGCAUCCUCAAGGCAUGGGUUGUUAGUCAUCCGGAGUAUGUCUACUGGCAGGGGCUGGACUCCCUGUGUGCCCCAUUCCUGGCCCUCAACUUCAACAAUGAAGCAUUAGCAUUCUCCUGCCUGUCUUCGUUCAUCCCCAAGUAUCUGCACAAGUUCUUCCUCAAGGACAACUCAGCUGUGAUCCAGGAGUAUCUGGCAGUCUUCACCCACCUCAUCUCAUUCCAUGAUCCGGAGCUGGGCAACCACCUGGAUGGCAUUGGUUUCAUCCCUGAUCUCUAUGCCAUUCCGUGGUUCCUUACAAUGUAUGCCCAUGUAUUUCCACUUCACAAGAUCAUGCACCUGUGGGACACACUGUUGCUAGGCAACUCAUCACUCCCUCUAUGCAUUGGUGUAGCUAUCCUUCAGCAGCUGAGGGAUCGUCUUCUCUCGUUCGGGUUCAAUGAGUGCAUCCUGCUUUUUUCUGAUAUGCCAGAGAUUGACAUCGAGCGAUGUGUUAAAGAUUCAGUAAAGAUCUUCUGUACUACGCCAAAGAGUGCUACAUACCGCCACCAUGCACGGCCUGCACGGCCAAGGACGUCUGCUUCUCGUCCUAAACUGUCCUACUACAGCCAGGAUUACAAUGAAUCACCACAGAAUGACCUGUCUAUGGAGGCACUGACAUUGGAGGAGCUGAAGUCAGAGAAGGCACCACGGAUAUCGGCGGAAGACCUGAUUGAGCUGGGGGAGCUGAUGGGUUCCGCCCCGACACGGAGCCCCACCAAGAAGAAGCAGAACAGCAAGCCCAUGAUCCUGGUGGUAGAUGUGAGAAGUGUGGAGGAAUACAAAAGAGGGACUGUCCCCAACAGUAUCAACAUUCCCUUCCAUACGGCCUUCUCCCCUGAAGGUGACCUUGUCAUGUGUCCGGCUGUACAGGCCCUCAACGCCAGCAGAGGUCAAGUCAGGGUCAUCAUUGGCAACAGAGGCAGAAAUGCUGCAAAUUUUGCUGCGGAGCUGAUUCGACUGGGCUACUCACGGACGUGUGUGCUGCACAAAGGUGUGGAUGUGUUCCGACAGACAGGACUGCUGACUGUUCCCCCGGCAGACUUGUGAACAGCUGCAGACGCCGGGUUUUGUAAAGUUGGGGGUGCACGUGAAUUGACUUGACACAGUGUGCAGAUAACAUGUAAGGUGUAUAGAAAAGGUUGCUCACUUGUGCAAACCCAAUAUGGGUUGAGCUGUUUGUGAACAACAGUGGACAUUUGUAUAAUGAGAAACCGAGAUCAAACUACCGUAUUUCCUCUAAUAAGCCCCUGGCACUUAUUUUUUCAACGGACCUCGAAACCCGGCGCUUAUUAGAGGCCCGGCACUUAUUAAAAUACCCUGUAUUUUUAAAAGCGGGGAUGAGUAUUUUUAGACCAAGGGAGAAUACAUUUGCGAAAAAAUGCAAAGGUCUAUACCGGGGCUUCAUUAGACACCCGGCACUUAUUGGAGGCCCGGCUCUUAUUUCUUAAAGCACUGCUUUAUCCCCGGCAGUUAUUAAAAGCCCGGCGCUUAAUAGAGGAAAUACGGUAUUCAUGUCAUGUCAUCUAUUCCAGUAUAAUUUCAGUGAGGCAGAUCCAUGUUUUGUAAAGUUGGGGUGUGGAGGGUUGGGGGGUCAUACAAUACUGAGGUCAUGAAGCAGCUCAGCCCAGUUCACAUCUAUGACCUAAAACCUCACACCCGCAAUCUGACUAUGCUAGUGAGCUGUUCAAGGGCAGCAAUGGGCACUGGUAUUGUAUAAAACUGAGAUCAUCUAUUCAUUUCAUCUAUUUAUUUGUAAUGAUAGGUUUGCAAUCCUUCAUGAAGGUCAGGUUGAUCCAUGUACACAGAGUGGUGGGGUAACCUCGUGGGGUAACCUAGUGGUUAAAACAUUCACACUCCAGGUCUGAUUCCCCACAUGAGUUCGUUAUCAGCGAUUUCCAAAAUGAGGCAACUUAGAUUUUGAUCCCC